Rhinolophus ferrumequinum (greater horseshoe bat) is the source of this 2313-nucleotide messenger RNA. It is a transcript of the gene RXRA, whose product is annotated as retinoid X receptor alpha. Gene Ontology annotation, biological process: response to retinoic acid; negative regulation of transcription by RNA polymerase II; positive regulation of transcription by RNA polymerase II. Gene Ontology annotation, molecular function: zinc ion binding; retinoic acid-responsive element binding; nuclear steroid receptor activity. Gene Ontology annotation, cellular component: RNA polymerase II transcription regulator complex; nucleus. The coding region runs from base 94 to 1497 and encodes 467 amino acids. The record is from RefSeq and is a predicted model, not a curated record. The transcript is spliced from 10 exons. Lineage: Eukaryota; Metazoa; Chordata; Mammalia; Chiroptera; Rhinolophidae.
GCGCGCCGCCGCCGCCCCGCCGCCGCCGGCUCCCGCCGCCCGGGCUCGGCCGGCCGCGCCGGGGGCCGCCGCGCUCGCCGAGCCGCCGCCGACAUGGACACCAAACAUUUCCUGCCGCUCGACUUCUCCACCCAGGUGAACUCUUCGUCCCUCAACCCCCCCACGGGACGCGGCUCCAUGGCUGCCCCCUCGCUGCACCCCUCCCUGGGGCCCGGUAUCGGCUCUUCGCUGGGCUCCCCAGGACAGCUGCACUCUCCCAUCAGCACCCUGAGCUCCCCCAUCAACGGCAUGGGCCCGCCCUUCUCGGUCAUCAGCUCCCCCAUGGGCCCCCACUCCAUGUCCGUGCCCACCACACCCACCCUGGGCUUUGGCACCAGCAGCCCCCAGCUCAACUCGCCCAUGAACCCCGUCAGCAGCAGCGAGGACAUCAAGCCCCCGCUGGGCCUCAAUGGCGUCCUCAAAGUCCCGGCCCACCCCUCAGGGAACAUGGCGUCCUUCACCAAGCACAUCUGUGCCAUCUGUGGGGACCGCUCCUCAGGCAAGCACUACGGCGUGUACAGCUGCGAGGGCUGCAAGGGCUUCUUCAAGCGGACGGUGCGAAAGGACCUGACCUACACCUGCCGGGACAACAAAGACUGUCUGAUCGACAAGCGCCAGCGCAACCGCUGCCAGUACUGCCGCUACCAGAAGUGCCUGGCCAUGGGCAUGAAGCGGGAAGCCGUGCAGGAGGAGAGGCAGCGGGGCAAGGACCGGAAUGAGAACGAGGUGGAGUCCACGAGCAGCGCCAACGAGGACAUGCCGGUGGAGAAGAUUCUGGAGGCCGAGCUGGCUGUUGAGCCUAAGACCGAGACGUACGUGGAGGCGAACAUGGGGCUGAACCCCAACUCGCCCAAUGACCCCGUCACCAACAUUUGCCAAGCGGCGGACAAGCAGCUCUUCACCCUCGUGGAGUGGGCCAAGCGGAUCCCACACUUCUCUGAGCUGCCCCUGGACGACCAGGUCAUCCUGCUGAGGGCAGGCUGGAACGAGCUGCUGAUCGCCUCCUUCUCGCACCGGUCCAUAGCCGUGAAGGAUGGGAUCCUCCUCGCCACCGGGCUCCACGUGCACCGGAACAGCGCCCACAGCGCAGGUGUGGGUGCCAUCUUUGACAGGGUGCUGACGGAGCUGGUAUCCAAGAUGAGGGACAUGCACAUGGACAAAACAGAGCUGGGCUGCCUGCGCGCCAUCGUCCUCUUCAACCCCGACUCCAAGGGGCUCUCGAACCCGGCCGAGGUGGAGGCGCUGCGGGAGAAGGUGUACGCGUCCCUGGAGGCCUACUGCAAACACAAGUACCCCGAGCAGCCAGGAAGGUUCGCGAAGCUGCUGCUGCGUCUCCCAGCUCUGCGAUCCAUCGGCCUCAAGUGCCUGGAGCACCUCUUUUUCUUCAAGCUCAUUGGGGACACGCCCAUCGACACCUUCCUCAUGGAGAUGCUGGAAGCUCCGCACCAAAUGACUUAGGCCCGCAGCCCGGCCGCCCCGCCUGGCCGCCAGCUGCUCUCCUCAGCCAGCCCCGUCCCUGCCCCUUCUCUGCCUGGCCUGUUUGGACUUUGGGGCUCAGCCUGUCACUGCUAAGCCUAAGAGAUAUGUUGCCACCCUCGUUAUUUUCAUACUACUUGUUUUUGGACCCUGCCGGGCAGUGGCUUUCCCAGGGCAGCAGCCGGAGUGGCCAGGACUGGUGUGACCCAGCCAGGCCCAUCAGGCUCUCCUCGGGGAGCUCAGGGCGGCUCUCGGGGUCUCAGGCCCCGGUUCCUAGAGCUAUGGCAGGCAGGAAGGGUGGCUUUGUGUGGGUCACUGUUGUCGCUGGUUUUCCAAUCUCCCGUGCGGAUCUCCUGUUUGGAGUGACCCCCUUUGCCUCUUGUCAGUGCCAGUGCCUGGCCAGCCUGGCUCCACCCAUGGUCAGGAGGAGGGGACCGGUGGGGGGCUGGCGUUUUGUUGUGAAAGAACCCAUCUACUCCCUAGGCAGACGAGAGCGGCUCGGGGGCUGGCUGGCUUCCCUUCCCUCACAGAGAAGGGUGAACAGCCCCUUUUUCCAAAGAUGACUUGCGAUUUUGCCCCUGAGCCAGUCAGAACAGGAGCUGACCUCUGUGCAGGGUUUUGGGGCCGCCUCAAGGCUGCAGGGGCUGGGGUUACCCACCUACCCACCCACCUCAGUUUUCUCUUUGCAUCGUCUUCCUUUCAGCUUCGUCCCCCAUGGGGUCUCGUCCAACCCAGGGUACCGAGACUGCAGUGCCCUGGCCUUUCCUCAGCCCCGUAGCUUCCCUUUCAGUCUGGGAG